Ziziphus jujuba (common jujube) is the source of this 1715-nucleotide messenger RNA. RefSeq names its product biotin carboxyl carrier protein of acetyl-CoA carboxylase 1, chloroplastic. Gene Ontology annotation, cellular component: acetyl-CoA carboxylase complex. Gene Ontology annotation, molecular function: acetyl-CoA carboxylase activity. Gene Ontology annotation, biological process: fatty acid biosynthetic process. The transcript has 6 exons. The coding region runs from base 450 to 1382 and encodes 310 amino acids. The record is from RefSeq and is a predicted model, not a curated record. NCBI's taxonomy places the organism in Eukaryota, Viridiplantae, Streptophyta, Magnoliopsida, Rosales, Rhamnaceae.
CUCUUCUGGUCAAAAAACCCAAAAAUCAAACUAGCAUUUGACGUGGCAGCUCCUAAAGCGAGUUGCACCAAUUUUUACAACCUACCCUAUUUCUCAAACAUGCUAUUGAGCUCCAUUAAUUCCGGGUCGAGCUAGCAAACCCUCAAUUUAGGGAAAAAUCUGGACGCGUGGCUACCGACCAAGGCCAGUUGCGUGGAUAAUCUGUACACUCUCACAUCUCUCACUCUCACUCCACUUUGGUUUCAUCGACCCCCAACGGAGCGAAAACUCUCUUUCUCUCUCCCGGUUACAGCUCAGACGGACGCCCCAAAACUCUCUCUCUCUCUCUCUCUCUACAAGUUGUUUGUUUGUUAGAUUGAAUCGUUUCCACUUUUUCUCUGUAAAACUCUAAUCUUCUCUCUCUCUCUCUCUCUCUCUCUCAAAGUUUCUUCCUUUUUUAUCUCUGAAUAAUGGCGUCGUCUAUGGCAACGGCCACGGCUGUGACCAAAGCCACAACUUUGGCUCACUACAAUGACAACAAUUUCAAGCUCCGCUCUCCUUCUAAGGUCUCUUUCCGUCUCUCUCAUAAACCCAAGCUUCGUUUCUUCACCAAGGGUUUGCAGCCAAGUCGGGGUAGCACUUCUGUGGUGAAAGCCCAACUGAACGAGGUAAGAUUCUUCCAAUGGUUUUCAUUAGAGGAUAUUUUUUCAAAUUUUUGUUCCUUCCUGGACAUGCUCUUGGGGUCAUCUUUUGCCUUCAAGGUUGCUGUGGAUGAACCCUCAAAUGCUGCAGCUACUCCUCCAACCAAAUCCGAUGGACCGACACCACAAUCAAAGGAUACAGAGUCAUCAGUUGGGUCUUCUUCUGCAGUUCUGGCAACAGAAGAAUCAAUCUCCGAGUUUAUUAAUCAAGUUGCUAGUCUUGUGAAGCUUGUCGACUCGAGAGAUAUUGUGGAGCUGCAGUUGAAGCAGCUAGACUGUGAAGUUACAAUUCGUAAAAAGGAGGCCUUACCUCAACCACCAGCUCCUGCUCCAGUGUCUAUGAUGCACUCUCCAUAUCCGCCAAUUGCACCAACAGCUUCACCUGCACCUGCACCUGCACCUGCCCCAGCUUCUUCUCCAGCACCUGCACCAUCUCCACCUGCUGCCAGUUCACCUAAGUCAUCACUUCCAACUCUUAAAAGUCCUAUGGCAGGGACAUUUUACCGAAGUCCAGCACCUGGUGAACCUCCAUUUGUGAAGGUUGGAGACAAAGUACAGAAGGGACAAGUCUUAUGCAUCAUUGAGGCCAUGAAACUAAUGAAUGAAAUAGAAGCUGAUCAGUCAGGAACGAUAGUCGAGAUUCUUUUGGACGAUUCCAAGCCUGUUAGCAUUGACACACCUCUAUUUGUGAUCCAACCCUAGAGCUUAAUGGUUGAGCAUGCAAUUAGUAGAUGGAUUAGUGGAGAUCAAGAAGAAGCUGGUUUCCUUGGUAGCAUUGUGACUUGCGGCGUUGUUUCUGUGUGGGAGAAUGUUUUGCUCGAAAUGAGGUUGUAGUAGAUAGACAUAAGGACUUAUUUAUUUAUUGAGUCUGAUACGGUAGCUGAGAAUAUUUCUCUAUGCUUGAUACUGGUAUUCUUUUUUGUUUUCUAGUGUUUUGAUUGGGACCGUGGAAUUGAUUAAUGUUAGUCUGAUAAAAAUAAUUUCUAAUGUCAUAUUCAAGAAAAGGAGUGAAUAAGAAGAACAUAUUUAGUACAA